CUGACAGCCGCGCACCCCUUCCGUCAUUUAUUGUUACAACAACAGCAACAACAAGCUACAAAAGGUUGGGUUGCGACGAGACGAGGUAUUUACGCAACGCAUCACAGAGCUGUCGCACACGCACCGCACACAUGGCCACCGCAGUAGCAAAAGUUGGAAAAUCGGUUCACCGCAUAUUCGUGGGUAACUUGCCCUGGACAGUGGGCCAUCAGGAGCUACGUGGGUAUUUCAAGGAAUUCGGUCGCGUCCUAUCGGCAAACGUCAUCUUUGACAAGAAGACCGGCUGCUCCAAGGGUUACGGCUUCGUGAGCUUCAACAGUUUGACAGCACUAGAGAAAAUCGAAAACGAGCAAAAGCACAUACUGGAGGGGCAUCAUCUCAAUAUACAAAAGUCGUAGACAACGUAGUCGGCGACGCCACAAGCAUUUUCCCCCCCAACAAAAUUUUUUCUCCCACAAACCAAAAAAAAUUCACAAAAGAACAUAGCUAUAAGGUUAUCCGACAAAACUAAAAAUACAAUUUAACUGAGAAA
This is a messenger RNA of Drosophila miranda, 532 nucleotides long. RefSeq names its product SRA stem-loop-interacting RNA-binding protein, mitochondrial (gene SLIRP1). The record is from RefSeq and is a predicted model, not a curated record. NCBI's taxonomy places the organism in Eukaryota, Metazoa, Arthropoda, Insecta, Diptera, Drosophilidae. The transcript is spliced from 2 exons. The coding region runs from base 132 to 398 and encodes 88 amino acids. Gene Ontology annotation, molecular function: RNA binding.